AACAACAGAAACAACAACAGCCAAAUUGUAGUAAAAGCGUCGCACACGACGAAGACGACGUCGACGACGGCGAUGAGGCUGAGGAUGACGACGGCAAGUUUAAUUCGAUUUUAGUGUGUAACAAUCAGUGCGAGAAACAACAACAAAGAGUGCACCAAAAACUUUUGCAGCCUCGAGCUUGCACCUGUGUGCGUACAUUACUACGCGUGUGUGCGUGUGUGUGUGUGCCGGCUUGCCUUUGGCACCUUUAGGAUUUGGUAAAAAAAAAGCAAAAAGUGCAGUGUGCAAAAAGCUCAAUUGAGAGCGGACUGAGAGUGAGAGAGGCAGGCAGAACUGUUAAAGUGGAUUAGCAGCAGCAACAACAACAAACCCAACAGCAGCCGCGCAAAAAAAGAACAGAGUGAACAAACAGUCCCAACAACAAGAACAGCAAUAUAAGCAAAUAACGGCACCACUUGUUGUAGUCGCCUACAACUACUGUUUUUUCGCCACCCAUUACUGCUACACUCUUCACUUCACAUCAAUCUACUGCUAAACGCUUUUGGGAUUUAGUGCCGUACGUUUACUGAGCAGUUUGCGGAUAAAAGUCCUGUUUCAACUUGUGACGUUUGAAAAUCAUGAUUCCCAGAAAAUGCAGAUAAAAAUGCCAACGCACAUUAAUUGGAAGAUAAAACAAAUUUGGGCAAUUUUGCUCGUGUUUGCUUUUUGUCUGCUGCAAACUAAUGCCACCUGGGCAAAGAAACUGAAUGCAAGUCAGGCUUUUGAUGAUACAUGGAAUACGGCAUCUGAUUUGGAAAAUGAGUUGGAGCAACAAAAGCGCUCGAAAAAUACUCAAAAUAAUGCCGGUAGCAGCUCAUUAGGAUCAUCGGCUACAUCAAGUGGUCCUGGUCAGUGGUCAAGUUGGUCGGAUUGGUCGCAAUGUUCGCGCACUUGCGACGGCGGUGUUAUGCAGCAAAUGCGUCGCUGCAGCACCCAGAACGGCUGUCGAGGCGAGAGCGCUCGCUAUCGCAUCUGCAACAUGCAGCCCUGUCCGGAGCAACAGGACUUCCGAGCGAAUCAGUGUGCGGCAUACAACGAUGUGCCCUACGAUGGCACACUCUACAAAUGGACGCCGCACUACGACUACGUUGAGCCUUGUGCGCUGACAUGCAGAGGACACCCGGCACAUCUCACCGAAGACAUCUCCCCGGAGACGGCUGGCGGCAACGCCGAGGACUCCGAACACUAUGAUGAACAAAGCGUCAUUGUGCAAUUGUCGGCGCGUGUGCAGGACGGGACACGUUGCCGCUCCGGUAGCCUGGAUAUGUGCAUACAGGGCAAAUGUCAGCGCGUCGGUUGCGAUUUGAAAAUAGGCUCGACGAAGAAAAUCGACGGCUGUGGCGUGUGUGGUGGCGAUGGGAACUCCUGCUCGCAACCGCUCUAUUAUUGGGAGAUGGCACCGAUGUCGCAAUGUUCCGUCACCUGCGGUGGGGGUUACAAAAUAUCUCGUCCUAUAUGCAGGAAUCGACUGACUGGCGCUGAUGUCGAUGAGACGCUCUGCAGCGUUGCUAAUCGCCCGGAGCCGUCGGUCCUGCCAUGUAAUACACACAGCUGUCCGCCGCGUUGGAUAACCGACGAUUGGAGCACUUGCAGUCGCCUCUGUGGACAUGGCUACCGUGAGCGCAUGGUUGUUUGCGCCGAGGAAACUAACGGUAUUAAAACGAGGGUUGCAGAUAUUAUGUGCCGUACACCGAAACCGCCAACACAAGAGACCUGCAUUAUUGAGGAAUGUCCGCACUGGGAGGUGGAGGACUGGACAGCAUGCUCCGUCUCGUGCGGCCAGGGCAUUCAAAUGCGCGGUGUGGAAUGCAAAUCGACGGAUGGCAGCCUAAGUGCCAAAUGCGAUCCGCUUACGAAGCCAGCCAGCAUGCAACAAUGCCCCACAGCCACUCAUUGCGAUGGGGGUGGCAGCAAUGGUGGCCAGAAUAAGGGCGGCGGUACCAUUAUUCUGGGCAGCAGUCGUCCUUUGAACGAGCGCUCGGAGCGUCACAUGGACAGUUCCGCCCUGGAUGAGGACGAAGAAGAUGAAGAAGAUGAGGAAGCAGAUGACAUGGAUGAUGUAGAAUCGGGUCAGGAUACAGAUGAUGGUGAGGGCUUGUCGUAUGCGGAUCAGCCCCCGCGCUACGCCCAUCAUACGCAAAGUCGCUUGCAACAUGAAACGCAAGAGGAGCCGCGCACAAUGCGUCUAAUGAGCGGCAGCUCCAGUAACAGCUACAACAAGAAUGGCAGAGGAAAUGGCGCUAGCAUUUCGCCAUCUCUGGAUCCAACGUUCAUCAAGGACAGCGAAUGGUCGCCCUGCAGCGUUACCUGUGGUGAGGGCAUCCGUCGACGGGCCUUCAAAUGCAAAAUAUUCCUCGAAUAUUCACGCACAGUUGCCACAGUAAAUGAUACGCUUUGCGAGGGCCCCAAGCCACACGAUGAGGUGGAACGUUGUGUCGAGGAGCCGUGCAUGCUGCCCUCCCAUGGCUAUGACGAUCAAUUUCCGCGCGAUUCCAUCAAGGUGGGAGUCUCGGAGCCAGGGAAAACGUAUUUGUGGCGCGAACAGGGCUAUACCUCAUGCAGUGCCUCGUGUCUGGGCGGCGUCGAGGAGCUCAUCAUAAAUUGUGUGCGUGAGGACAAUGGACGUGUGGUCUCGCCCUUUCUAUGCACACCAGAGAGCAAGCCGGAGGCACGUGUACGCACCUGCAAUGAUCGACCAUGUCCGCCGCGUUGGAAUUACUCGGACUAUACACCGUGCUCCAAGUCCUGUGGCAUUGGCAUUAAGACGCGAGAGGUGCAAUGCAUUCAUGAGGUGACGCGUGGUGGUGAGAACACAAUGGUUGUCCCCAAUAGCAUGUGUCCACAGCCACCGCCGGCGGAUCGACAAUAUUGUAAUGUGCUAGACUGUCCCGUGCGUUGGGAAGUGGGCGAAUGGUCGAAGUGCUCGCAUACCUGCGGCUAUGGCUUCAAAGAUCGCAAGGUCGAGUGCAAGCAGAUAAUGGCACAGGAGCAUAAGAUAGAGCGACCAGAGUCCAUGUGUCCGAGCGUCAAGCCGCCCGAUAAGAAGCCCUGCAAUGUCAAGCCCUGUCCGCCUGAAGAUCCCAAGCCGGUGAUACAAAUCAGCAACACCACGCACAUACAACACGAUCCCCGGAAGACGAAGAUAACGCUUAAAGUGGGCGGCGCCGGCAUCGUCUUCUUUGGCACGCAAGUUAAGAUUAAGUGUCCCGUUAAGCGCUAUAAUCGCACGAAAAUCAAAUGGAGCAAGGACCACAAACCCUUAGCACGUUCGCGCAAGUUUAAGGUGUCCAAGAAGGGUGCCUUACGUAUACUGGACAUAACAUUCCGUGAUGCGGGCGUGUAUUCGUGUCAUGCCGGCCUAAGCUCCGCCGAAAUACACAUCGAGGUGAAGGCGAAGCCGGGACAGCAGGCCGAGGACUUGGUGCGCCAGGAGGCAGACCGACUGGUGCGUGAACGGAGCGGCACGGAGGCCCUCACAUCGGCAGACAUGACGUUCGCAACAAAUGGCGCUGGCUCUGACGUCGAUGGCGGCCCAAAUGGCUCACAACAACAACAGCAACAGAACCAGCAGCAAAAUGGCAAUACACGUCGCAAGCAGCAGGGACAAGUUGGCCAGAAUAAUGGACGUGAACGCAAUCGUCGGCCAAAAUCUGAUGGUGUGCAGCAUGCGGACAGCAGCAUUAUGGAUGAUGAGCAUUCGCAAUUAGUGCAAUCACAGGACACAAUACCACAACCGGCGAGUGCCAGCAGCGGCAGCAGCCGCACUAAGACCCUGCUGGCCAUGCCGUAUUUCCAAGCAUUGCUGAGUAAUCUUCAGCGUUUCAAGGACUCACGCGGCCAGCUCAUGCUGCACGGCGAGGCUAUGAAAUAUGGCGUCGAUUUGGAGCCAAAUUUCGAACAGGAUGAGCCCGCGCGUGUCCAGACCAAGGAGCUGCACACCGAAGCAGGACGAUUGCUGGCUGGCGUCCCCGCCCCCCAAACCGGCUCAGAGGAUAUGCCACCACACAUGCCGCACGUGCGUUGGGAGACGGCAACGACAGCGACCAACACUCUCCUGGCCAGCACAGCGGCCAGCUUGGUGGUCAGUGAGUUGGAGACGAUGGCCAAUAGCAAUGACUUCAUCUACAAAUGGCAACUGGGCGAAUGGUCUAAAUGCUCGCAACAAUGUGGCGCCGCCGGCAGCGGACUCAGGCGCCGCACGCUGAGCUGCCUGCGCGAGCCCGCAGCAGCAUCGAACAACAACAACAACAACAGCACCGGCUCUGCGAGUUCGAGCCUUGUGGACAAUGCGCACUGCGCCGCCCGUGGGUUGGACAUGCCUGACACGUUCCAGAGCUGCGGCAACGAGCCCUGUCCGCAGUGGACGAAGGGCGAUUGGAGUCUGUGCCACCAGUCGCGCUGCCACGGACGCAACACGGCCAUACAGCGGCGGGAGGUGCGGUGCCGGUACGAGAACGGGAGCGUGGGCAACGCCUGCGAUGAAUACGAAAAGCCGUCGGCGCGUCAGGAAUGCUAUAACGAACGCUGCAAGGGCGUGUGGCGCGUGGAGCCCUGGUCCGAGUGCAAUGCGCCCUGUGGACGUCAGGGCAUCAAAUACCGCAUACUGCAGUGCGUCUGGUAUGGGACUCGCCGGCCGGCGGGCAACGUCUGCAAACAUCAGCAGCGACCGGAAGUCAUGAAGGUGUGCAAGAGUGCGCCCUGCCUGUCCAAAAUGCACACACCAGACGUCGCGCAUUGUCGGGACUCGUCGCGUUAUUGCCGGAAUGCUCGGGCCAUGGGUCUCUGUCGGCUGCAUCGGUACAAGGAGAAGUGCUGCAGCUCCUGCCAGCCCUCCCAAUAUAUAUUCCAUUAGCUCUAUGGGGUGAGCGAGCCUACCAAAAGCAACAGCAACAGCAACCAAAUGCGCAGAGGACUUUACGAUGUUUUGGAAGCAAUUAUUAUACAUAAAGGAUAAAGAAGAAAACUAAACUAUAGCAGAACAUACAAUUAAGCAUAACGCAUACGAACUAACGAGGUAUUUGAUAUAUUUAUAGCAUGUAUUUACAAUUCAUUUCGUUUAUUGUUUCAUAAACGUCAACAUAAUGUCAACUGAAUUAUAGCAAAAUUUCAUUUCUAAAAUGGCAACAUUGUUAUAAAAACAGUCAAAGUAAUAAUAAUAAGGAAUGGCAUAAAUAUCAUCAACAUCAACAUUAGCUGCAAGAAUGUAAGGUAACUGAUUGAAAAAUUCAGCGGAAAACAUUAAGGACUACGGGAGAUAUUUUAAAUAAAGAAUUAAAACGAUUAACAAACAUUAUGACAAAAGUAAACUAUGUUUAAAAAAUUCUAAACAUACG
Molecule: messenger RNA, 5372 nt
Organism: Scaptodrosophila lebanonensis
Lineage: Eukaryota; Metazoa; Arthropoda; Insecta; Diptera; Drosophilidae
Gene: nolo
Product: protein madd-4
Exons: 19
Coding region: 632-4891 (1419 amino acids)
Biological process (GO): extracellular matrix organization
Cellular component (GO): extracellular matrix
Molecular function (GO): metalloendopeptidase activity
Source: RefSeq, a predicted model, not a curated record